This is a messenger RNA of Diorhabda carinulata, 589 nucleotides long. RefSeq lists its product as uncharacterized. The record is from RefSeq and is a predicted model, not a curated record. Bases 93 to 506 code for a protein of 137 amino acids. NCBI's taxonomy places the organism in Eukaryota, Metazoa, Arthropoda, Insecta, Coleoptera, Chrysomelidae. The transcript has 3 exons.
GUGAUUUCAAGAAAUGUCAGUGAAGUUUAUGUCAACUUAACGGAGAAUUUUUAUUUUAAUAACAUUUUGGAAUUUUCUUUGAAAUUUUAGUUAUGUCGAUGAUAUAUCCCAGACAUCGUCCUUAUGAUGAUGAAAUAUCCCUUUCUUUCAAAAGGCCUUGUGUUUGUACCGAGGAAAAUCUUGAUUAUGAAAGGAAUUAUGUUUAUGUAGAAGGAACUCAAACGGAUAAAAAUGUGUCAACAAAUAUAAGUGAACUUUCUGAAAACGUAUGGUACGAAAUUAGACCGCCGAAGUUAUUCGCAAAACAAAUAGUUCCAGUAGUAACCUCUAGACAAACUUAUAUUGCUCGAAUAUUAUUGGAUGGUAAGUUGACUAAUUUAGAAGAAGCGGAAGACGACGAAGUGACAGCUGUCAAAAAAGAGAAUACUAUCAAAAACGUCAGUAUGAACAUAAAAAAAUCUGCUGUCAGAUUCCUUGGGAAAGCAGGAGUGGAUUUCGAUUUUUAAUUAUAAUAUACACGGAAUAAAAUUAUUUCUACAACUAUAACAUGCAUAUUUGAUGAAAGAAAUAAAUCCCAAAAAUUUAAAAA